GUAAUCAGUAACUGGCAUUUCAAAUUAUUGGUUCUAAAGGAUAUCUACUGCUAAAAUUAAGUAAUGCCGGAGCAAAGUAAUGAUUAUCGUGUUGUAGUUUUUGGUGCGGGUGGUGUUGGCAAAAGUUCACUUGUUUUACGUUUUGUAAAAGGGACGUUCAGAGAAUCCUAUAUACCAACGAUUGAGGAUACUUAUAGACAGGUAAUAAGCAGCAACAAGACAAUAUGCACAUUACAAAUAACUGAUACAACAGGAUCACAUCAGUUCCCUGCCAUGCAAAGAUUAUCAAUCAGCAAGGGACAUGCAUUUAUAUUGGUUUAUUCAGUGAGCAGUCGGCAGUCACUAGAGGAACUCAAGCCAAUAUGGCAAACCAUAAAAGAAAUAAAGGGCACAGAGCUUCCAAAUAUUCCUGUCAUGCUGGCAGGUAAUAAAUGUGAUGAGAGUCCAGAGAUAAGAGAAGUAUCUGCAUCAGAAGGACAGGCCCAAGCACAAACUUGGGGCAUUUCAUUCAUGGAAACUUCAGCUAAAACAAACCAUAAUGUUACCCAACUUUUUCAGGAACUUUUGAACAUGGAAAAGAACAGAAAUGUAUCACUUCAAGUUGAUGGGAAAGGCAAGAAAAAGAAAGACAAGGCAACCAAAGAUGGUGGAGAAGCCUCUGCAAGUGGAAGAGAGAAGUGCCGGAUCAUGUAAAUUUUAAAACAACUCCCAAUAUUAUCUAAUCCCACCAAUUGUAUAACAAUAAUUCCUAGUCAUUUUAAUCCUAGUCAUUAAAUCCAUGACCCAACCACAUUAUUUACCAAAGCUAGAUUUAAGUAUUGCCCAUAUUGCAUUUAAAAGCAACAAGUAGAAUAAUAAUUACAAUGCCUUUUUAAUAAAAUUAAUUCCCAUUGUGACGGAGCUUAGAAGUCAUUGAAAACCUACAUAUUUUGCUAAUUGUUAGUUAUUAAUAAUUUAAUAAUGACUGACAUGACAAAGAGGGGAGAAAUAUUCCAUAUAUUGUUAGUGUGAAAAUACAACGAAAUUAAGUCUUUUAGGACUUACUGUUAUUGAAUUAUACAUACUGAGCUGUUAUAUAAAACAACAUUGCCUAUGAAACACUGUAAUAUUAUGACAAGCAUUGUGUUACUUAAGCAUAGUUAUAUUAUUAUGUACAAACAUUUUUUUAUAACAUUCCAUAUACAAUGUAAGGACCAUAAAACAGGUUUCUGUGUAAUUUACAAUUUGUUUUAUAAGUUUAUUUGUCUCAAAAUUAUAUGGUGACUUAUAAAAUGAAAUGUAUGAAUAAAAGAUGGGUAAUGUCAUUAAGAGAAGUUAUGUCAGUGCCAAAUAGUAGAUUUCUGUACAAAAAUUGUCAUCAAGGACAGAGUGUGGUAUGCAUAAAUGCAUAAUUGCAAUAUUGAUUGUAGGCAUUUUUAUAUUUUCAAUAUUACUGAAAUGGUGCAACUUUGAUUGUACUGUACCACUCCAUUCUGUACUUGACUUUACCUUAGGAAAACCGCUAGAAGUAGUUGUGUCAUAACACUUAGGUGGUGAAAGUUGAAACAUUGGUAGUGGGCUCUAUUUCAUUGGGAUAGCAAUUACACCACGGUCUUUCGACCAUUAAUAUAUUUCUUGAGACACCCCGGGUGUCUAUGGCAACCAAGCGAUGUUUAGG
Molecule: messenger RNA, 1657 nt
Organism: Spodoptera exigua (beet armyworm)
Lineage: Eukaryota; Metazoa; Arthropoda; Insecta; Lepidoptera; Noctuidae
Source: the annotation of a GenBank genome assembly